This is a messenger RNA of Macrosiphum euphorbiae (potato aphid), 612 nucleotides long. NCBI's taxonomy places the organism in Eukaryota, Metazoa, Arthropoda, Insecta, Hemiptera, Aphididae. The record is from the annotation of a GenBank genome assembly.
AUGGAUGUUAGCCUGCAGUUGCUAUGGGUAUUCCGGACAGUGGUGGUGUCCCUGUUACUGCAGUGCACGGUGGGCACUCACUACCGUCUGCUAGUGUUGCACACCAACGACAUGCACUCUCGAUUUGAUCAGAUUGACGAGACAGGUGCAAAAUGCGUCAUGGCCGGCCAGCAGUGUUACGGUGGUUUUGCGCGAGUCAAGGCGGCCGUCGACCGGGAGCGCCGUCGUGCAGACACUGGCGCAGUGGACGGCACGCUGUUCCUCAACGCCGGCGACACGUUCCAGGGGACAGCGUUCUACACGUUACUCAAGUGGCGGGCCGUCGAGCGGAUGGUCCGGAAACUCGGCAUCGACGUCAUGUGUUUAGGAAAUCAUGAAUUCGACGACGGUGUCGAAGACGUUGCAAUGUACAUUCGAAACAUAACCAUUCCAGUAGUAGCUAGUAAUCUCGAUCUAACAAACGAACCAUUAUUGGCUGACGAACCAAACUUGAUGAAAUCAAAAGUUCUGACGGUGAACGGUCGAAAAAUUGGAAUCAUCGGAUACUUGACACCGGAGACAGCGGUGAGUAUUACACAUACACAUUACUCAGUGCUGUUUUGGAGGGUUUAG